This is a messenger RNA of Brettanomyces nanus, 903 nucleotides long. It is a transcript of the gene VMA8, whose product is annotated as H(+)-transporting V1 sector ATPase subunit D. Gene Ontology annotation, molecular function: proton-transporting ATPase activity, rotational mechanism. The record is from RefSeq and is a predicted model, not a curated record. The transcript is spliced from 2 exons. NCBI's taxonomy places the organism in Eukaryota, Fungi, Ascomycota, Pichiomycetes, Pichiales, Pichiaceae. Bases 1 to 903 code for a protein of 300 amino acids. Gene Ontology annotation, cellular component: vacuolar proton-transporting V-type ATPase complex; fungal-type vacuole membrane. Gene Ontology annotation, biological process: vacuolar acidification.
AUGUCAGGGGCAGGAAAUAGAGAAUCGGUGUUUGCUACACGUAUGACCCUCUCGGUCAUGAAGGGUAAACUUAAAGGUGCAGAACAAGGACACUCGUUGCUUAAGAGGAAAUCGGAGGCACUUACGAAAAGAUUCAGGGAUAUCACAAAGAGAAUAGAUGAUGCCAAGAGAAAGAUGGGAAGAGUGAUGCAAACGGCAGCAUUUUCUCUCGCUGAAGUGUCUUAUGCCACUGGAGGAAACAUCAGUUACCAGGUUCAAGAAUCUGUAAGCAGCAAAGGUCGAUUCAAAGUGAGGGCCAGACAGGAAAAUGUCUCUGGUGUGUACUUGCCGCAAUUUGAACCGGUAAUCGAUGAAACUAUUAACGAUUUCAAGAUGACAGGUCUUGGUCGAGGUGGACAACAGGUUCAGAGGGCACGAGAGGUGUACACGAAGGCUGUGGAGACGCUAGUGGAUUUGGCAUCGUUGCAAACCGCCUUUGUAAUCUUGGAUGAGGUUAUUAAAGUCACAAAUAGAAGAGUGAAUGCGAUUGAGCACGUCAUUAUUCCAAGGACAGAAAAUACUAUUGCCUAUAUCAAUUCCGAGUUGGAUGAGAUCGAUAGGGAGGAGUUCUACAGGUUGAAGAAGGUUCAGGAGAAUAAGCAGGAGGGUGUUGCUCAGGAGGAAGCUGAAGAUGCUGCUAGAAAAUCCAGGAAGGCUGAUGCAGAUGCAGCAGAGGCCGAAGCGUUAGCUGAAUCUAUAGCUAAAGCUAAAGCCCAGGUGGCUCAGGCAGAAACGGAUGAUGAAAUUAAAACGACAAAGAAUCCAGUUUUGUAUGAAGUUUCUCAAGUAGAAAAACUCGAGCAAAGGGCCGAAGGAGGAGAACAAGCCGUGCUUCAAGAGACAGAAGAUGACGUGAUCUUUUAA